AUGAACUUGCUAAAAAAAGGUCGGCCGCGGGUUUUGAACCAAUUAAGAGAGCGGAGACUUAUUCAAGCAGCUAAACACAGAAUUGGGAUCUCACAACGAAAACUGGCCAGAAGAUUUCAUGUUGGAAAGACUACGGUGUUUGAGACCCUAUCAAGACACAAUGUGUUGUUCCGGAAAAGGAGAAAAGCUCCAAAAUACACAGAUGCUCAGUUAGGAAGAAUUCCAAGAUGUUGCCGCGCGUUGAGGCGAGUGCAUUUUGCCAACAAGUUGAUCGUGAUGGACAACAAAAAAUAUUUCACUUUGGCCAACUCUGAGAUGAAGGAAAAUGAUGGUUUCUACACGGACGAUCACGCAAAUGUUCCUAACGAUGUGAGAGUCAAGAGCGAAAAGAAGUUUGAGGACAAAAUGUUGAUCUUGCUUCAUGCUAUUAUACGAGAAUCACAAGGGAUUGGUGAUGGGUAUGGGGCCAACAACAUCAACUUUGUACCGAAAGUGGACAAUCCCCCCAACCUACCUCAGGCACGCCCAAUUGAAGACUUCUGA
This is a messenger RNA of Phaedon cochleariae (mustard beetle), 543 nucleotides long. The record is from the annotation of a GenBank genome assembly. NCBI's taxonomy places the organism in Eukaryota, Metazoa, Arthropoda, Insecta, Coleoptera, Chrysomelidae.